Notothenia coriiceps (black rockcod) is the source of this 527-nucleotide messenger RNA. RefSeq names its product phosphatidylinositol 3,4,5-trisphosphate 3-phosphatase and dual-specificity protein phosphatase PTEN-like. Gene Ontology annotation, cellular component: plasma membrane; cytosol; nucleus. Lineage: Eukaryota; Metazoa; Chordata; Actinopteri; Perciformes; Nototheniidae. The record is from RefSeq and is a predicted model, not a curated record. Gene Ontology annotation, molecular function: protein tyrosine phosphatase activity; phosphatidylinositol-3,4,5-trisphosphate 3-phosphatase activity. Bases 115 to 516 code for a protein of 133 amino acids. Gene Ontology annotation, biological process: negative regulation of cell population proliferation; regulation of phosphatidylinositol 3-kinase/protein kinase B signal transduction; phosphatidylinositol 3-kinase/protein kinase B signal transduction. The transcript is spliced from 4 exons.
UCUUCAUGCUUUAUGAUGUGUUUAAGCUCUCGCUGUCUCACUGUUGCAUUGUGGGAAAUUUAGUUGUAAUGGCUCCCUGACUCAGCAUCAGACAUUUACCCGAACAUCAUCGCCAUGGGUUUCCCCGCGGACCGCCUGGAGGGCGUCUACCGGAACAACAUCGACGACGUGGUGCGGUUCUUAGACCUGAAGCACAAGAAUCACUACAAGAUCUACAACCUGUGUGCGGAGCGACACUACGACACGUCAAAGUUCAACUGUCGAGUGGCCCAGUACCCGUUCGAGGACCACAACCCGCCCCAGCUGGAGCUGAUCAGGCCCUUCUGCGAGGACCUGGACCAGUGGCUGAGCGAGGACGAGCAGCACGUCGCCGCCAUCCACUGCAAGGCCGGAAAGGGUCGCACCGGGGUCAUGAUCUGCGCCUACCUGCUGCACCGAGGGAAGUUCAGCGAGGCGCAGGAGGCACUCGACUUCUACGGGGAGGUGCGCACCAGAGACAAGAAGGUAAGGAGAUAAGAGACAAGAAG